AUGGACGACACUGUAAAGUCUGCGGCAAAUGCCAUGAACGAUCGAGCUGUUGACUUGGACUUUGAGGUCACUGUAAUUGAAUGUGAUGAGGUAGAGGAUGGUAUUUUGUCUACUAAGGUCCGUGACACUCUCAUGAACCACAAAAAUGCAGUCUACGGAGAAAGCACGAAACCUGUACGCAUUACGGGUCUCUGUGGUUGCUUUUCACUAGCUUUUUAUCAGCCGUAUUUUGAUGUUGACACAGCAGACGUUCAACAGCGUCUGAUACGAGCACUCGUGCCAUUUAAGAAAGACCCAACAUUUGCUGAGCUAGCAUUAAAGUCACCUGACGCUUAUGGACCAUUCUGGCUCUCGACGACGCUCAUUUUCUGUCUUGCAUCAUGCAGUAAUGUAGCAUCGUUUCUCGAUUAUACGGGCGACACGGAGAAAUGGUCGUACGAUUUUAGCCGUCUUGCUUCGGCGUAUACUCUUGUUGAGAUCUUUCUUCUAGGUUUGCCCAUGCUUAUCUGGCUCGUGGGCAAAUACUUCCAGGUGCCCAUGUCUCUGCUCUUCCUCGUUUGUCUUUAUGGGUACUCGGCGAUUAUGUUUAUCCCAGCUGCAAUAUUAUGCGUUUCUCCGGUCGACACUUUAGACUGGGUAGUCAUGUUGACGGCGAUGGCGUGGUCGCUCUUCUUUUUGCUCAAUAAUCUAUGGCACGUCAUAUCUGAGCAUCUGACAAAGGAAAAGAUGCUGCCGGUGUUGGCAAUCAUCAGCGGGGCGCACUUGAUGUGGGCCGUUCUCAUGAAGCUACUGUUCUUUUAG
This is a messenger RNA of Peronospora belbahrii, 801 nucleotides long. The record is from the annotation of a GenBank genome assembly. NCBI's taxonomy places the organism in Eukaryota, Oomycota, Peronosporomycetes, Peronosporales, Peronosporaceae.